AUGAACCAAAAGAAAAAAAGAAGAGUUUUUUCAUUUUAAAUUAAAAAUUUGGCAGGCACAUUAUCAGAAUUGUUUGAUAGUCAAUAAACUACAAAUAGAAAAUAAAAUGAAUAACCAAAUAUUAAAACAUUAUUAGCAUUCAAUGAAAUUGAUUAAUUCUAUUCACCUAAGGAAUCUGGAUCAACUACAUAGAGAUCUAUUUCUAGAUUUCGUAAGAAUUCAAUAAGUCCAAAACAUUCUUACAUAUAUUCAAGGAAAACUAUUCAAACACCUUUAACAAUAAGGUCAUCAAUACUGAUGCUUAAUCAAUUUGAAUAACAAUUUGCUGAUAGUAUUCAAUCAAAUGAUUAAAUUGGAGCUAUUGAAAGUAACUAACAUUUUUGAUAAGGUAUACUAAAUAUGAUGGUAAUUGCAGUGGAAUAAGAUAACAUUACUUUACUAAUAACUUUUAUGCGUCUAAGUGCAUUAACAUUUAUUUCUUUUUAAGAAUGGACUAAAGCACUUCUAUUUUUAUAACAUUGCAAAUUUUUAAGUGAAUUUACAAGAUAAUUUGAUGUAAUUUAAUGGACAUUUCUUCAAAUUGGAAUAUUAUGUAAAUAUGUUAAGAAAUAUGAUAUGGGUAAAAUAUUCAUAAAGAAAGUAAUACUAUAUAUAUAUAUACAUAGUCAUUAGAAUAUGCAUGGCAUUUGAAAGAUGUCGAUUAAGAAAUAAUAUGUUAUGAAGAACUAGGAAAAUUAUGUUUUCUAAAUUAUGAAUUAAAAAUAGCUAAAUCUUUACAUGAUAAAAGCAUGAAAGGAACUGUUGAAAAAGACAAAUCUGCCAUGAAAAUGGUUUCAUAAAAAGGAAUGUAAUAAAUCAUAAAGAUGUUACCAUAAGAAGAGAAAAGAUUGGGGUUACAUAUAUUUUCUAAAGCUGUUAAUUUUCCUAUCAAAUUGAUUCAAUGUUAAAAUACUUAAUAUUAUUAAAGAAGAUAAGUUAAAAAUCAAUAUAUGAUAUCACAUAAUUUGGAAUGCAUACCUAACCAAAGAGUUAUUGAUAUUGAUAUAUCAUUAGAUGAAAUGUUACAAUAAUUUCUUAAAGGAAAGAAUUUUGCCUUUGAAAUUCCAAUACCAAUAUCUGUAGCUGAUGAAUAUGAAAGUAUAAGACAAUAAAGUUCUGUUCCAAAAAUAUAGUAAUUAAAAUAAACUUAAACUGCUACUUUAAUAAAAUUAUCAACCUUAAAGUUACAUCCUACUAAAACCAAAUAGCCAAUCAUUAAAUUAAAUGAUUUUUAAAAGAAACUUCCAUUAGAGGAAAUGAUUAGAUAACGUUUAGAAAUGAAAUUUGAAAUUCCAACCACUUUUACAGAGACAAUAAGGAACAGAAAAUUCUCUAGUAAUUUAGAAUUAAUAAGAUUAACACAUGAAAGAGAUGGAAUUGCUUUGAGUGUAGAACAUUAAAAAAGAGGCUUAAUUAGAUAUGCCUAGAAAUUGCUGAAUUAAUAAUAAAUUACUUAUCUAUGA
Messenger RNA from Paramecium primaurelia, 1502 nucleotides. Lineage: Eukaryota; Ciliophora; Oligohymenophorea; Peniculida; Parameciidae. The record is from the annotation of a GenBank genome assembly.